AUGAAACAAAUGAAAUAUAAAGUAGAAGCUUUUAUUGUACCCGUGAGAAAUGAUUAUAACGUUACAUCUAAGGCAAUUGAUGUACAAAUAAUAAAUGAUGUUAAGAAUGUUAGUAUUGAAAAAAGUAAAUCCAAUUAUAUCGAAAAUAAUAAAAAUGAUUCCCUUUCCAUGGAUGAAGAAAGUAUGCAAAACUUAGAAAAUUGUACAGCAAUUGAAAAGAUUGUUAGAAGAACUGAUGUUGACAUAAACAAUUCCAACAAAGAUACAUCCAUUAGUUUUUAUUCCUCUCUUGACAUUUCUAAAAUAAAAUGUGAAGAAUUAUUCAAUGACAAUGAUAAAAGUUCUUUUUCAAGUGUGUCUCACAGGAUUCAUAAUUUAGCCCCUAUUAAAGAAAAAAGUGAAGAUGGUGAAGAUAAAUGUACAGACUUGUGUUAUCAUGGAUGUAAAAAUGGAUGUUCAGCAACUGUGCCAGCACCACAACAAGUUAGUGAAAAAGUAUUUAAAGAAAAUUGGUUACAGAAAUUACAGGAAAUAAAGAGAAGAGAAUUAAAAUUAAGAAAUAAAGAGAUUAUUUUACAAAAUCGUGAAAAAGCAUUGCUUAAGAAAGAAAGAGAAAUAAAAAUCUUAGAAAGUGUUUUAAGAGAUAAAUUGAAACAAAUAGAUUCACAUUUUAAAGAAAACAAACACUUUGAUUUGUUUAAAAUAGACACUCCAGAGACACAAAAAGAUAUUUUAGAACCAUUAAUUUAUGUUGAUCCUAAAGGAAUACAUAAAGAAAAAUCAGAUACAAAUGACAAUCUGAACAGGAAGUUGGAUAAUGUAGAAGUUAAUAAAUUGUAUGUACCUACAGAAAAUAAUCAAGUUUCAUCUCAUAAUCAAACUGAACAACUACAUAAACAUACAAAUGACAUACAAAACUUUAUACAUACAGAUAUACAAUACAAAGAUUUAUAUCAAGAAAAAACAAGUAUUGAGAGUUCUUGCUCUUCUGUUGAUAAUCUACCUGUAGGAAAAAAAAUAAAACAGCGAUCAAAUAUAAGAAAUUCUACAACUUCAAAGACUUUUUAUCUCAAAUCUACUUGUGAUAAUAAUAAUAAAACAAGAAAACCUUGUAAAAUAUACUACGAUGAUUUAGAUACUACAUUAUCUGCUGAUAUUGGAGAUUCAUCAUUUGUACAAACUUCUCAAAAAUUUAAUCCUGAAUUAUAUAAAAGACCUUGUGCAUUUAAAAGAUCAGCUAGUGAACGUCAUGUGAAAUAUAUCAACAAUGAAAACAAUGCAAAUCUUGAAGCUCAACAUGUAAGUAAUCAUAAUGAAGAGUUUCAAACACCAAUUGGAAUAGAACAAGAGAAAGUAUUCAAAAGAGUUACUAAAAACAUUUCUGUUUCACAAGAUAAGGAUACAAAGUUUCAACACUAUGGUCUCAUAGAUCAAAAUGUAGGUACUGUAAAUAAUAUAUGUAAAGUGGAAAAUGAAAAAAGGUAUUCAUAUCUUAAUUUAGAAACAAGCAAUAAAUUGUGCUCUUGUCAAAAAAUUACUAAAGAUCUAAAAAACCGGCCAGUCUCUUGGAAUGAGCAGACAAAUGAAUGGCUUCAAAAGAAACGGAAGGCUUAUAGUAUGACAAUAAAAAAAGUACAUAUAGGCAAUAAAGAAAACAUUGAACUUCAUGCCAAAACUAAUGACAAAUUUGAAAAAGUUGUAAAAAAAAGGGAUAUGAAAAAUAAGCUGCUCACAAUAUUUCGCUAA
Messenger RNA from Habropoda laboriosa, 1746 nucleotides. RefSeq names its product interaptin-like. NCBI's taxonomy places the organism in Eukaryota, Metazoa, Arthropoda, Insecta, Hymenoptera, Apidae. The coding region runs from base 1 to 1746 and encodes 581 amino acids. The transcript has a single exon. The record is from RefSeq and is a predicted model, not a curated record.